CAGCACAGGAUGUCGGCCCAACUCGCAAUCUCCUCCCUCACGGCAAGCGCCCGCACGCGCCUCGCCGCGGGGGAUGCCCGUGCGAUGGACCUCUCGCUGAGCCGCGUUGACGCCCACGCGGCUCAAAUCAUGCAGCUCACCGGCCGCACGGCGCACCGGCCAAGCGUGCGUGGCGUGGCGCACGAACAGCUGCGCCGCCUGGCCCAGCUGUGGCUGGUGCUGGCUGCGCUGUACCGCAACCUCGUCAGCGGAAAGAAGCUUGCGCAGAGGGAGCUCUGGUACCGGCUCAAGCCGCUCGGCAUAUUCACCUCGCCACAGCAGGUGUAUGAUCGCGUCUCUGAGUCGGGCGCAAUCAUUGCCGAAUGGACCGGGAAGGCGUGCCCGCGUGAGUCGCUCGGCGUGAUUGCAGCGCCACGCGGCUCGAUGACUGGGACGGUCUCGCUGGCAACGCCCGACGGCCCGAGGCAGCUCGACGACGCGGUCUACGCCAUUCCUGGCGACCCCGAGGAAUGCAGCCGGCUGCGAUUCGCAUCGAGCCGCGCGCGCUACGUCGUGGUAGUCGAGAAGGACACGGUCUUCACGCGCCUGCUCGAUGACCGCUUCACUCGUCUUCUCCCCUGCUUGCUGAUCACAGCCUGCGGCUACCCAAGCCUGGCAGUGCGCGCCCUGGUGCAGCAUGUCGUCAAGGCGCUCGCCCUGCCAUGCGUCGUGCUUACCGACUACAACCCACACGGCAUGGCGCUUAUGCUGUGCUACAAGCACGGGUCGGCCACCUUUGCGAUGGACGGCUACUGCUGCCCUGAGCUCAAGUGGGUGGGGCUCCACACCGCCGACGUGCAGCUGCUCGAGACGCCGACGGCUGAGACUCCCGGCCGGUCGGUGCUCGCGGCAACUUCCUUCCAGCCGUACUCGGACCGCGACGGCGCUAUUGUCGAUGGCCUGCUACGCAAUCCGGUGGUGGCCAACAACGAGCAGCUGCGAUACGAAGCGGAGGCGAUGCGAGCGGAUCGACGGAAGCUCGAGCUCGAGGCGUUGCACGCGCUCGGCCCGGAGUUCUUUGCCUAUUUCCUCCGCGACAAAAUCAUCUCCUCCUGCGCUUGAGUGCGCGAUCAAUUGUGGCGACUGGGGCAUUGAUGAUACAUGAUUUGACCGUUGACACGAAAAUGGCGCCAGAGAAGAAGUUCGCGCGUGCAAGGCCAAGGAACAAAGGAGGAGAGGGAACUCGACUCCGGCCAAUCGCGACUUGUGGCUUUGGCUUCCGGAGCGAAACGUGCUGUCCGCGAGGUCCUCAACGGCGCACACCUCUCGGCGCUCUGGGCGGCCCGGAGCGGAGCGAUUCCGCCGGAACACGCAAGGGGCCCGGCGCUCGAGAUGUCGCAAACACGCGGUAGGACGCAAGAGAGAUGUGUCAAAGAGAGGUGCCGGCCGUGUACCCCCCCCCCGCCCCCGCCCCCCGUGUGGAGGCGCCCACACACGGCGGGGCUCCACAGCAUGCCGCUUGCCGGCAGCGGCACGCGCGGCGGGGCGGGCGGGGGGCGCGGGGGGGCGGCGCAACGGGUCACGACUCGCCAGAAACACCCACACACUAUGGGGUCAUUGUGUAGCCCUGCUUAGAAGGAAAAGGUUUACUG
Emiliania huxleyi CCMP1516 is the source of this 1631-nucleotide messenger RNA. RefSeq names its product type II DNA topoisomerase VI subunit A 1 (gene Spo11). Gene Ontology annotation, cellular component: nuclear chromosome. Gene Ontology annotation, biological process: meiotic DNA double-strand break formation; meiotic DNA double-strand break processing; reciprocal meiotic recombination. The record is from RefSeq and is a predicted model, not a curated record. The transcript is spliced from 5 exons. The coding region runs from base 10 to 1101 and encodes 363 amino acids. Lineage: Eukaryota; Haptophyta; Isochrysidales; Noelaerhabdaceae. Gene Ontology annotation, molecular function: DNA topoisomerase type II (double strand cut, ATP-hydrolyzing) activity; DNA binding.